UUUGGACGCAAUUUAGUCCCAAAUCGCUGCUCUUUUGCACCUAUAAAAAGCCUCUCAAGCCUCAAAUCAUUACUCUCCAGAUCACGCAUAUUACUCAACAACCAAACGAACGAGCCUGAAACCACUUGCACUAAUCCCAUUCCAUGGCGACUGCUUCUGCUUUGGAUAAGAGCGUACCAGAGAAAUUGGCCCCACCAUUGGAUGCUACUGCAGAGCAACCUCCACUCUUUGAUGGAACUACCAAAUUGUAUACAUGCUACACGUGUCCAUUUGCCCAGCGAGUUUGGAUCACCAGGAAUUUCAAGGGAUUACAAGAUGAGAUUAAGCUAGUUCCUCUAAUCCUUCAAAACAGGCCUGCUUGGUAUCCUGAGAAAGUUUACCCUCCAAAUAAGGUACCAUCAUUGGAACACAAUGGCAAAAUUACUGGGGAAAGUCUUGAUUUGAUUAAAUAUUUAGAGAGCAACUUUGAAGGACCUUCUCUUCUCCCCAAGGAUCCUGCUAAGAAAGAGUUUGCUGAAGAGUUGUUCUCCUACACUGAUAAAUUCAACGGUACGGUGUAUACUGCAUUCAAGGGAGACCUGGCGAAGGAAGCUGGUCCUGCUUUUGAUCACUUAGAAAAUGCUCUGCUUAAAUUUGAUGAUGGACCAUUCUUUCUUGGUAAAGAAUUCAGUUUGGUGGACAUAGCCUAUAUCCCAUUUGUUGAAAGAUUCAAUAUCUUCUUGCUAGAAGUUUUUAAGUACGAUAUUACUGCCGGCAGACAAAAACUGGCAGCUUGGAUUGAGGAGGUGAACAAGAUUGAGGCUUACAAGCAGACAAAAACUGAUCCGAAAGAGCUGGUUGAAUUUUACAAGAAGCGCUUUUUGGCUUAGAUUUUAAAAUGCCACUGUGAUGAAUAAGGGCCCAGGUGUCUCAUAGUUGAAUAAGAUUGGUUGUGUUGUACACUCGAGGUGCAAAUGUCUACUGGUUGCGCAUCAUGGUCGGGUCUCCAUGGAUGGUCUACUUACAGCUCUAGUAAAUAAUGGAAGGUGAAGCUCUCUGGGCUUUUCCAGCAGCCAGGUUUAUGCGAAUUUGGUGACUGUAUAUAUUUGGGCUUGGCUUUGUAAGUUUCUGUUGCGUUGAGUUCAAGAGCCAUGCCAUGGUAUUUGUGUUUAGUGUUGUGGUAACUGUCGCGGUUGUGGUUUAAAAAAAAUUAUUUUAUAAAAAGUAUUUUUAGUUAA
Molecule: messenger RNA, 1217 nt
Organism: Populus nigra (black poplar)
Lineage: Eukaryota; Viridiplantae; Streptophyta; Magnoliopsida; Malpighiales; Salicaceae
Product: glutathione S-transferase L3-like
Exons: 10
Coding region: 144-869 (241 amino acids)
Cellular component (GO): cytoplasm
Molecular function (GO): glutathione transferase activity
Source: RefSeq, a predicted model, not a curated record